GGUUGUGUUACAAAAAAAAAAAAAGAACACAUUAGGUUAGGUGGCCACGUUUGUUCCUCCCCCUCUUAUAUUUGUUGUUUAGCUUCAUCUGAUCUCACUGACCUGUUUCUCAUCAAUGGCGGCGACACUCUGCUUCCAACAACCCUCCAAACCCAUCUCCUACUUCCCCCACCCCAAAUCCAAACCCUCACCUCCCCUCACCACCAAACUCUCCUUCUUCCGAUGCAAAGCCUCCGUACAAACCCUUAUCUCCGUCGAACCCGAACCCGUCUUCACCUCCGUCAAAACCUUCGCUCCCGCCACCGUCGCUAACUUAGGCCCCGGCUUCGACUUCCUCGGCUGCGCCGUCGACGGCCUCGGCGACCACGUCACUCUCCGCGUAGACCCCUCCGUCCGCGCCGGCGAGAUCCUAAUCUCCGACAUCACCGGAACCACCACCAAACUCAGCACCAACCCUCUCCGGAACUGCGCCGGCAUCGCCGCCAUCGCCACCAUGAAGAUGCUCGGGAUCAGAUCGGUCGGGCUGUCUCUAGAUUUGCACAAGGGUCUUCCUUUAGGUAGCGGGUUAGGCUCCAGCGCGGCCAGCGCCGCUGCGGCGGCGGUGGCCGUCAACGAGAUUUUCGGUAGGAAGUUAGGGAAGGAGGCUUUGGUUUUGGCCGGUUUGGAAUCGGAGGCGAAAGUCUCCGGUUAUCACGCGGAUAACAUCGCGCCGGCGAUCAUGGGAGGGUUUGUUCUGAUUAGGAGCUACGAGCCGCUUGAUCUGAAGGCGUUGAGGUUCCCUGAGGAUAAAGAGUUGUUCUUUGUGCUUGUGAGCCCUGAGUUCGAAGCUCCGACGAAGAAGAUGAGAGCUGCUUUGCCUACGGAGAUUCCGAUGGUUCACCAUGUGUGGAACAGUAGCCAGGCGGCGGCUUUGGUGGCGGCGGUGUUGGAAGGAGACGCGGUGAUGCUGGGGAAGGCUUUGUCGUCGGAUAAAGUCGUGGAGCCGACGAGGGCGCCGUUGAUUCCGGGGAUGGAGGAUGUGAAGAAGGCGGCUUUGGAGGCGGGGGCGUUUGGGUGUACGAUUAGUGGGGCUGGACCGACGGCGGUGGCAGUGAUUGAUGGGGUGGAGAAAGGGGAGGAGAUUGGGGAGAGGAUGGUGGAAGCUUUUAUGAGAGGUGGGAACUUGAAGGCUGUUGCUUGUGUGAAGAAGCUUGAUAAGGUUGGUGCUAGGCUUGUUAGUAGCAUCUCCAGGUGAUUUGCUAAAAUGUAAUUGAACAGGUUUCAUGGGAUUUGGAAUAAGAUUCACACUUUGAACUUUUUAGGCCCUAAAGAUUCAUGUUCUCUUGAGUUUGUGUUCGAGUCUCUUUUGCGAUGCCUUUGGUUUAUGAGACUUUGAUUAGACUUGACGGGAUUGGAUGUUCACUGGUUUAGGGUAUGUGCUUUCAAAUAAAAAUGUUGUUGCUCUCAUGUGUUUCGAAUGAAAUGAUGUAUUGGUGUAGUUAAGUUUGCUCAGCAUUUUAGAAUUGGAAUCGAUUCUGUAAAUAUAUGGAGUGACCCCCGUAAGCGAAGCAGACCGAGUCGAGGGGUGUAACAACAGCAUUGGAACGCGACCAGUAAGUGACAUUGUGUUCAAGGAUCACUCUCCAAAUCUAAUUCCCUAAUCAAGAAAAUACAAGAGAGCUAGAAGACUUAAAGCAUGUUAACAAACACUGUUUUCAACUGAAUAUUUGAUCAGUGAAGCAUAUGCACACAUCCAUUCAAAGAGGGAGUCAGGCAAGCUAAGUGUAUUGAGCUAAGAUGAAGAGAGUAUUAUGUAUUAUAUAAACGAAAGAACAAAAUGAGGAAGAACAGGCAAUGCUUUAUCUAUGUAAUAAGUAAUAACUUAGGAUUAUAAUGAACUUCUAAAGUUCUAAAAAAAUAUUCUGCGAUUCUGUUAAUCAACCAUUCAAAUCAAAGUCCCUUACCAUAUUUUGUAGAAACUUGGUUAUGGUGCCUCACUAUAUUUGUUGAAC
This is a messenger RNA of Eruca vesicaria subsp. sativa (arugula), 1991 nucleotides long. The record is from the annotation of a GenBank genome assembly. NCBI's taxonomy places the organism in Eukaryota, Viridiplantae, Streptophyta, Magnoliopsida, Brassicales, Brassicaceae.